This is a messenger RNA of Paramecium sonneborni, 792 nucleotides long. The record is from the annotation of a GenBank genome assembly. Lineage: Eukaryota; Ciliophora; Oligohymenophorea; Peniculida; Parameciidae.
AAUAAUUUGGUAUAAAAUUUGAAAAUGAGUGUGCCUUAUCAAUAAACAGGGAAUCAGUUAGAUUAUUAAGAAAUAAAAUAAACAAAGGCUGAUUUAAAGGCUGAAAUACAUUUUAUAGGAUAGAUUGUAGGUGGGCUUGAUUUUUAAACAGAUGAUGGAUUAUUUUGUGAAUUAGCAAUAGAUUGUGGAGAUGGAUGGGAUUUAUUAUAACCAGGAAAUAAUAAAGGUAUUCAAACUUAAACAAGUUAUGCAAAUGUAUAAAAAAAUAAAAAAUGAUAAUUAAUAGCCUGGAUAACUUUUCUCAUGGUGUCAUCCUUUUGAUUUACAUUUUUCAGUUUCAAAUAUAAUAGGAUGGCCUAAAGCAUUAUUAAAAGUUUGGAGAUUGGAUUCAUCAAAUAAAAUAGAUGCUUGUAGUUAUGGUACAUCAAUAUUUCCAAGAAGUGCUGGAUAUCAUUAAAUGACAUGGUAUUUAGAUAUAAAUACUAGUUAUAUAGUGAAACGUGGACACCUACUGGAGAGAAUUUAGAUCUUGAAAUAAGAAAACCAAAUGAAGAUUUAGCAACAAAUACAGAUUAAUUUUCUAAAUUUGAUAGAUCUUUAGAUUGGAGAUUUCAAGCAUUAUCAUUUUAUAUGGAAAAUCCACCACGUUUAACAACAUUAGCUCCAUUAACAACAGAUAAAGGAGAUUUUGCAAGAAGAAAAAUUUUGAAUAGCAUUUCAAAUGGAAAAGUAAUAAUAGAAGUUGAAGUAAUCUUAAAGAAUUUUAAAAGACUGAGUUUUUCAGGAUAAUGA